This is a messenger RNA of Gossypium raimondii (Peruvian cotton), 1900 nucleotides long. RefSeq names its product beta-1,3-galactosyltransferase 7. The record is from RefSeq and is a predicted model, not a curated record. NCBI's taxonomy places the organism in Eukaryota, Viridiplantae, Streptophyta, Magnoliopsida, Malvales, Malvaceae. The transcript has 11 exons. Bases 208 to 1410 code for a protein of 400 amino acids. Gene Ontology annotation, cellular component: Golgi membrane. Gene Ontology annotation, molecular function: beta-1,3-galactosyltransferase activity.
UUUUCCCUCAUUCUUUUUGACGGUCCAACGCGCGUAACAGUCUUACGAUUUUCCAUUCAUCCAAUCCAGUCACCCUUUAUGAAAUGAACUUUGACAAGCCUAACACAACUAUAAAAGCUUUGAAUCUUCUUCUUCGUUUCAAAUAUUGAAUAUCUCAGUUUCUUUUUUACAUUAUCUACAGCUCCGCCUCUCUCUCCCCUCUCGGCCAUGAAGCCGCAACGUAGUCCCAAGAAGAUCUCCCUUAAUUGGAUCCCAUUCAUCUGUCUCUCCUUCUUCACUCUUGGGAUUCUCUUCAGUAACAGGUUGUGGGUACCACCUGAAUCCAACGGUCAACUUUUAUCACAACGCCGACGUGAGCAGGAGUUGCAGAUUGUCUCCGGUGAUUGCGAUACUAAGAAAACGCCUGGACAAGAUAAUGAUGUAAUGGGUGAAGUUUUGAAAACCCAUGAAGCAAUUCAGCCUUACAGAUCUCUAGACAAGUCGGUUGCAAUGCUAGAGAUGCAGUUAGCUGCCUCUCGUAGUUCUCAGGAAAUGGACAAUGGGGAGGCAUCUAAAGUUGUUUCAACCUUGACUCGUGAUGGUCCACCUAGGAAGAAGGUGUUCAUGGUCAUUGGAAUCAAUACUGCUUUUAGUAGUAGGCGACGGCGCGAUUCUGUCCGGGAGACUUGGAUGCCACAAGGGGAAAAGCUUAUUCAAUUGGAGCGUGAGAAGGGGAUCGUCAUUCGUUUCAUGAUCGGCCAUAGUGCAACAUCCAACAGCAUUUUAGAUCGAGCUAUUGAUUCGGAGGAGGCUCAGCAUAAGGAUUUUUUUAGACUGGAGCAUGUUGAAGGAUAUCACGAGUUAUCAGCAAAAACAAAAAUUUUCUUUUCUACUGCAGUUGCAAAAUGGGAUGCUGAGUUCUAUGUCAAGGUGGAUGAUGAUGUCCAUGUUAAUCUUGGUAUGCUAGCUACUACCCUUGGCCGUCACCGUUCCAAGCCCCGAGUCUAUAUAGGGUGCAUGAAAUCUGGACCAGUUCUUUCUAGCAAGAAUGUUAAGUACCAUGAACCAGAGUACUGGAAAUUUGGAGAAGAGGGUAACAAAUACUUCCGGCAUGCAACUGGUCAGAUAUAUGCAAUUUCAAAGGAGCUAGCAACAUACAUCUCCAUAAACCAGCCUAUAUUGCAUAAGUAUGCUAAUGAAGAUGUGUCCCUCGGGGCAUGGUUUAUUGGCCUUGAGGUUGAGCACAUAGAUGAUAGGAAUAUGUGCUGUGGGACUCCUCCAGAUUGUGAGUGGAAGGCACAAGCAGGUAAUGUCUGUGUUGCAUCUUUCGACUGGAGCUGCAGUGGAAUCUGCAAAUCUGUUGAGAAGCUCAAAACCGUUCACAAAAGGUGUGGUGAAGGAGAUGAUGCGGUUUGGAACACUUUACUCUAAAUUAGUUCGGAUACUAAGCUUUUCUUGUUGUAAACAAGAUCAAACAUUCGUGGUUUGAUGAUCGAGAAAGCAGAUUUCGUCCAGCGAAGUAGGAGAAAAACAUUGCAUCUGGUUUCAAUACAUAUCUGCAAACCCAUCUCCAACAACAUUUGCAGGAAAUCGUAUUGGAAAGAAAUGGAGAUUAAAGAUAGAAAUCACUUUUUUUAAUCAGAAAAGCAUAUUAUGAUAGUAGCAUUUCAACGUAUAUUCCCAUUCUUUUCAUUUUUGGGUUUGAUAGGAGAGAUGAUUGUAUUUAUACUUUAGAAUUAUUAAGGUAAUGUUGUAAUUUUAAGAGGUGCAAAAAUGGUGGUCCAAACUCCAAAAGGAAAACCCUAAUGUAUGUGGUUAUAUUUAUAGAGAAAGGUUUGUAAAAUAGGCUGCAAGUGAUAUGCUGAUCUUGCAAUGUUACACGCUUGUUAUUUAUAUGGAAGGCAGACAGUUGAGAACUUUA